UUCAUGCUGUUGUGGUUGCUUCAUGGAAGUUUCAUUCUCAGACUCUGAUUUCAUUUGACAUUGAAAUUGCGAGAGAUAUUAAUCGUUUUGGCAAUAGAACUGAUCGAAAGGGGAAAGGCCAUUGAAAGAAGUAAAAUCCUGCAAACUGAUGAAAAGGUUCUUUUAUCGAAGAGUUGAAAGCAGUGCAAUAACGCGUGAAAGUUGCAGCGUCUUCUAAUCUGCUGAUGACGACAACAACAUUACGUUAGGCCCAAGUUAUAAAUCAACGAUAUAGACAGUGAACCAGAACGACUCUACUUUUUUGUCAACUUUAAGAUACAAUCAUGUCAAGGGGAGACUUUGGCUCUUCUACAAAUUACUACAAGCCAGGCUACCAAGAGGGAGACAGUGAGUACAUCAGAUUGUCAAAUGCUGUGAGCAAUAAUGUUCAGUCUAUGACAAAAAAUGUUGCUGCCAUCCAGCGCUUGACAAACAAAAUAGGAACUUCAAGUGAUGUUCCUGAGCUUCUGGAAGAUUUGCAAGAAAAGCAGAUGGAUGCACACAGAAUUGCGAAAGAAACUGCUAAUUAUUUAAAGCAGCUUGGGUUUAUCGAGAGUGGAACUCCCCAGGAACAGAAACAACGAAAAUUACAACAAGAAAAGUUAAGAGACAAUUUCUCUGAUGUCCUGGGCAAGUUACAAAAAGCACAACGCCUGGCCGCUGAGAAGGAGAAGGCAAGCGUCCAAAGAGCUAGGGCAGCCUCGGUAGAGUACAGGGACUAUGAGGGAAAGACGGAGCCUCUUGGGCAACAAGGUGGUCCUUCAUUACAAGUCCAAACUGAAGCAGACUUAAGUUUAGAAGAAAUAAGAGAGAGAGAAGAGGCAAUCAGGAAGUUAGAAAGUGACAUUAUCGAUGUAAAUGACAUCUUCAAAGAUCUUGCCUUGAUGGUUCAUGAGCAGGGUGAUAUUGUUGAUUCGAUAGAAGCAAAUGUUGGAAACGCAGCGGCCAAUAUAGAAGAAGGAAACGUCCAGCUUGAAAAAGCGAGAGAUUAUCAAAAAGCCUCAAGAAGGAAACUAUGCUGCUUGGUUGUCAUAUUGCUUGUUGUGGCUGCAAUCAUUGGUAUCAUCAUAUGGCAAACGACUAACUAAAAGUCAUGCAUGCAAAGUUGAUUGACCCUGUGUAUUUUCCAUGCUUUAUGAAGACUUGCAAGGUUACUUUGAUUUAAUGUAAAAUACAAAAUAAUUGACUAAAUUUUUAUUUUCCAGCAAAAUAAACACAAAUUAUGUCGUGAGUAAUCGUCAAGGGGUGAACGAUUUUCAAGUUAUCCUUUUUGAGAAAUUUUUUGAAAAUUUGUCUUAGAAUAGAAGGCCAGGCCAAUUGCUACCAUAAGAAAGGGGUUAUGGACGUUUAGGAAAAUAAGAAACUUCAAUACUUGGUGCAAAAAUUGCAAAACUUAUGCUGAAUAAAUGCUCAACUCCGAAAUGCAGAACCUUGAUUUUCAAGCAGUUUUUCACUGGUUGAUAUAAAGCUUUAGACGCAAGCAUUGCAUGUGAAUAUCAAGGGAGUUUCCAUUGGCAUAAGCUGUGGCCGUAUUUUCUUUGAGACAUCCUCUAAUAAGUUAUUAAUCCCCCCUUUCGUUGAUUCAAAGAGCAUGUAUAAUAGCGAAUUGAGUCAUGUUCCUUGAUCCCAAGAAUGGGGGUUGCGUCACUCACAUCAUACAAGGGUGUUGGCAAAUAUUUCUUACCAACGAAGACCUGUCUUAAGUAUUUUUUGCUGAGAAGAGUUUCGUGUAAGGAGUCGUUUUUUAUAGAAUUUUUUUCAUGUUGAAGGCUUACCCCAAAAGUAGUAACUGAUUAUAAGUCGUUAGCUGUAAUUUAGAUUAUUGGUUAAUUAUUUCGAUUUUCGAUAGCAAGCGUAAAAAAUGGCUCGUAGAAGCUUGCACUGAACUGCACAUGCAAAGAAAAAGUAUUGGUAUGCGUUAUUGUAAUAUUA
This is a messenger RNA of Rhopilema esculentum, 1971 nucleotides long. RefSeq names its product syntaxin-7. Gene Ontology annotation, biological process: vesicle fusion; vesicle-mediated transport; intracellular protein transport. Gene Ontology annotation, cellular component: membrane; synaptic vesicle; SNARE complex. The record is from RefSeq and is a predicted model, not a curated record. Gene Ontology annotation, molecular function: SNARE binding; SNAP receptor activity. NCBI's taxonomy places the organism in Eukaryota, Metazoa, Cnidaria, Scyphozoa, Rhizostomeae, Rhizostomatidae.